AUGACAUCGCCGAUUGCAAAUUCUCGCGACCCCGACUUCGUCUAUGCAGGGCAUCAAGCAAGUCAUCUCAGCCCCCAGGGGCCAAGUCACAGCAACAGCGAGGUCGCAUCGAUAGAGAACUAUGGCUACAGCCGUUCCCGAAACGAUUCCGAGGAGGAUCUCUUCCGAGGCCUCAACAGCUAUCGUAUGAGUGGUAGGCGCAACCAUGAGUUCAAGACCUAUCUGCUGGACGGAAAGAUUGAGAAACCUUGGACUGCGGACAAGAAAUACAAAGCGCCUCGCAAGGGCAAUUGGUAUAUCCUUGGAGGGCUUCUCCUUGCGAUAGCCCUCAGCGCUGUUGUGAACUGGAGGAUCGCGGUCGGCGUUCCCAACCACGAGUAUUGUCUAGUCUUAGACGAUUCCUUCAGCAACCUCGAUAAAUCCAUCUGGAGUCAUGAAGUGCAACUUGAUGGGUUUGGUACGGGCUCAUUUGACUGGACAACAACCGAUGACCGAAACGCCUUCACUGAUGGAGAUGGACUUCACAUCGUUCCCACUUUCACAACUGCCACAACCGAUAUUACUGAAAGCCAAAUACACGAUGAUUAUCAUUUGAACUUGGGCCAGUCAAAGAAUGGUGACGGGUCAUGCACAGCCGACGAAAAGGGUCAAUACUAUGCCGCUGCAUGCAGCAGGAACACUAACAUUUCCUCCCACGUAAUCAUAAACCCCGUGAGAUCAGCACGCCUUACUACGCAAGGUGCAAAGUCGAUCCAGUAUGGUCGUGUUGAAGUCGUGGCCAAGGUGCCAAAGGGCGAUUGGCUCUGGCCGGCAAUCUGGAUGAUGCCCGAAGAUUCUGUAUAUGGAAUCUGGCCGCUGAGUGGCGAGAUUGAUAUUAUGGAAAGUCGCGGUAACGCACGUGGCUACAGAAACGGCGGAAGAGAAACAGUCUCAAGCACGAUCCAUUGGGGUACCUCGUGGAAGACCGACAACUUUUUCAGAACUACACAAAAACACAAAAUUCAAAGAACAGACUAUUCGGAAGGCUUCCAUACCUUCGGUCUGGAAUGGUCAAAAGAUUACCUUUACACAUGGGUCGACAAUCGACUUCAGCAAGUUCUUUACGUCGACUUCAAGAAACAGAAUCUAUGGCAACGCGGCCAGUUCCAAGGUGCCUACGAAAAUGGUACUCUACUGACCAAUCCUUGGUACAUCAGCGGAAACAAGAAUGCACCUUUCGAUCAAAAGUUCUACCUGAUUCUCAAUGUUGCGGUUGGAAGUCGCAAUGGUUGGUUCUCGGACGGGGUUGGUAGCAAGCCAUGGGUUGACGGAAGAGACUCUGCAGCCUCUGACUUCUACGGCGAUCGGAUUGGGAACCGAGUUGGGGAACGGGAAACGAGCGUGGUCUGA
Cyphellophora europaea CBS 101466 is the source of this 1389-nucleotide messenger RNA. RefSeq lists its product as uncharacterized. The transcript is spliced from 7 exons. Bases 1 to 1389 code for a protein of 462 amino acids. Gene Ontology annotation, biological process: carbohydrate metabolic process. The record is from RefSeq and is a predicted model, not a curated record. NCBI's taxonomy places the organism in Eukaryota, Fungi, Ascomycota, Eurotiomycetes, Chaetothyriales, Cyphellophoraceae. Gene Ontology annotation, molecular function: hydrolase activity, hydrolyzing O-glycosyl compounds.